GUGAAAAAAAAAAACAAUACGAUGAAGACUAUAGUUCUGCUGGUUAGCUUUGUGGCUUUGGCCGUUGCCUCUCUGGAUUUGUCUAAAUUCAAAAAAAUCGAAGAAUUGGAUGAGUUUUGGGCGCAACUUGAUCCUCGUCUGCAGCAGCUACGUGAAAAGUCAAUUCCGAAUCACAGAAUAAUCAACGGCGAAGAAGCCGCACCCGGACAGUUCCCCUACCAGACACUGACGCUCAGUUUCUUCGCCAACGGGCAGUCGGGAUUAUGCGGAGGAACUUUGCUUUCGAAUAACUUUGUGAUGACUGCCGCCCACUGUGUUGUGUUCGAAAACUUGGCAACCCACGGAACGUCCAUUCUGGGAGCGAUCAACCGCCUGGAGGAGGAGGCCACCCAACAGCGAAUCGCUUUUGGCACUAUCACCGUUCAUCCGAAUUAUAUCGCGUCGUUGCUGCGGAACGACAUCGCAGUCAUAGAGCUGGCCACACCCGCCGUAUUCAACGAUUAUGUCCAACCGGUCCGACUCCCGGCAACGUCGGACGAGCGCACGUUUGCCGGAAUGACCGGUAUCAUUUCCGGUUUCGGACGCACAACGGAUGAAACUGGAUCGCCUGUUUCGAGCGUGCUCAUGCACACCAGCAACCCAAUUCUGUCCAAUGCCGACUGUCAGGCAAUUUGGGGCACCAUUUGGGUGGGUGCACAAAACAUCUGUCUGUCCCCGGAGGGUGCCCGUACCACGUGUCACGGGGAUUCCGGUGGCCCGCUUACCAUCGUGGACGACGAUGGACUAACCGUACAAGUGGGAGUGACUUCGUUCGUUCACUCCAAUGGUUGUGUCACCAGCUUCCCUGCAGGAUUCGUCCGUACCAGCCACUAUUUGACUUGGAUCGGUGAAAGUACGGAUGUUGUACUACGAACCUAGUGUCUUCGGAUUGCAGUUAAUGGAUUUUAUGGUUCAUGGCUUUUCCGGUUGGCUAGGCUGUG
Molecule: messenger RNA, 980 nt
Organism: Malaya genurostris
Lineage: Eukaryota; Metazoa; Arthropoda; Insecta; Diptera; Culicidae
Product: brachyurin-like
Exons: 1
Coding region: 22-918 (298 amino acids)
Biological process (GO): proteolysis
Molecular function (GO): serine-type endopeptidase activity
Source: RefSeq, a predicted model, not a curated record